Nasonia vitripennis (jewel wasp) is the source of this 3036-nucleotide messenger RNA. It is a transcript of the gene tum, whose product is annotated as rac GTPase-activating protein 1. Lineage: Eukaryota; Metazoa; Arthropoda; Insecta; Hymenoptera; Pteromalidae. The record is from RefSeq and is a predicted model, not a curated record. The coding region runs from base 183 to 2126 and encodes 647 amino acids. The transcript is spliced from 9 exons. Gene Ontology annotation, biological process: signal transduction.
GUUGGAAAAAAGCGAGCGGCGUUCUGUCAACGGAUCGAGAGAGAGAGAGGGCGUUUGAAUGCCGCCGCUACUGAUGUGCUAAACAUCAACCGUCCCCUCGGUAACGCGCGCGAUCGAGGCGGUAAUUCGCGUGUGCGGUUAGUUUUUUCGUUUGUCUAAUAAUCGACUUCGUGUUCGCGAGGAUGUCGUCGUCCCUCUCGGUCCUGGCGAGCUACGACGAGCUCGUCAGAUGCACCAAUGUCCUGGUCAACGGUUCCUGCGAGGGAGAAUUUCUACAAUUCGCAAUUAAUCAAGAGGAAAUGCGCCAGAAGUGGCUAGCUUCUGUGCAAGAGUGCCAACGUUUACAUUCUGCUUUGGAGAAGGCUCACGAUGAAGCAGCCAAACUAGAGCACAAAGUUAGCCAUGCCAGGCGCUUACUGGAUGAAGAGAGGAGGAGGCGGAGAACUGCUGAAGAACAGCGCAAUGCAUCUGAACGACAAAUCACUUUGGUGAGAGAUCUUUUGCUCAAUGACGGAGGUAGAAACCUGAAUGAUGAAACCAGAGAAAAGCUUCAAUUUCUUAACAACACAACUCUCAAUGGACGGCAUAGCAACAGUCACUUCAAAGACCAUCUUCAUGACAAACUGAACACAAUAACGGAGCUGGACUCCACUGGUUCUCUGCUAAGUGAUAGCUGUUUCUCCAAAUCCGAAGAUGAUUUGGACACAAGCAUCAUACUCCAGCAGAACCACAAAAAACGGGAAUGGAAGGAGCACCGGCCCAGCGGCGAGUAUGUGAUCAACAAGAGGCGCAGGAGCGCCCUACAAAAGGCCGUCGAUCUCAACAGUUCAGACAGGAUAGUGGCUACUACAACCCUUGUGAUGCCAAAGGAUGGCGCGAUCACCGCGUCUUCAGUCAUCGAGGCCAUCCCUGGAGAUGAGAACAAGGAUCCACAGCACAGCACCUCGUCACAACAAUUAAACAGCUCGCGCAAGAGGCGAAAGAGUGCCGAACGCAACAGCAAAUCCCGUGGCGGUCAAAUGGACAAGGAUCCUAUCCCCUCAGCACCGAAAGCGGAAAUAAUGACAUCGAAUUCCGAUUCAGAAAAUUGUUUCAAACCCAGUCCAAACAUCGGCGGCUAUACAAUAAGUACUAAAGCUUCUUCCCGAGGUCACAAUUUCAUGGAGAAGAAUUAUGUGAUAAAACCUGAAGUGUGUACACCCUGUGGAAAAAGAAUUCGUUUCGGUAAAGCUGCUAUCAAGUGCAGAGAUUGCAGGUCAGUAUGCCAUUUGGAGUGCAAAGAUCUCGUGCCACUUCCAUGUGUCCCAACAGGAAAUACCCCACUUCGCGGGAUGACGGGAACAAUCGCUGAUUACACCCCGAGGAUGCCACCAAUGGUUCCUUCACUGGUAGUUCACUGCAUCAACGAAGUCGAGUUACGCGGUAUGAACGAGCAAGGCCUGUAUCGCGUGAAUGGCGGCACUGCCGAUGUCAAGAAUCUUAAAGAGAAAUUUCUGAGGGGUCGUGGUGCACCCAAUUUGUCAGAGGUCGACAUUACUACUAUCUGCUCGACUCUUAAGGACUUCCUGCGUUCAUUGAAAGAGCCUCUCAUAACUGUUGCACUUCUUGACGACUUUGCCCGAGCGGCAGCCAUUCGCGACAAGCAGGAUGCCGACGCCGCGAUGUAUCAAGCUAUCUCGGAACUACCGCAACCCAACCGCGACACUCUAGCUUUCCUCGUUCUGCAUUUACAGAGGGUCUCUAGCAACCCCGAGUGCAAGAUGCCCAUCAGUAAUCUUGCCAAGGUAUUUGGACCAACUCUUGUGGGCUACAGUUGUCAGCACCCAUCGCCAUCGUCCAUGCUCUCGGAGACGAAGAAUCAAGUAGCGAUCGUAGAGAGUUUACUGAACAUACCAUCUGAUUAUUGGGCAAAUUUUGUCAACCCUGAACAGUUGAACGACAUCGGCACGCCCAAAACAUCACGAUUAGAUCUGAGACAUACGCCUUCUACAGAAUCGCUUCCAGCGUUAAAACGUACAGCUACAACUACAAAAGGAUUUUUCCAAACACCGAUCAGUUCUUCAAAAUCAUUCAUGAAGAAAAACAAGAAAUAUUUUGCAACACCGCCUUCGAAGCAAACUUAUUGAACAAGUAGACUGUUUUCUAUUUGCUCAUUUUUAGUCACUAGGUGCAUAGAAUGUACUUUAUAAGCACUCUCUUAAACGGAUAUAAACGUUUUGUUUAUAAUUAUUAUUAUUUAUAUGGCUUUCAAAAGAAGAAAACGAUAUUUGCGUAAGAUAUCUUUUUUAUUAUUUGACUAAUAUGUAUAUUUUCAGUACAAAACGUUUUGUUGUUAUUAUAUCAUUUUAAAAUGUAUUGACUAAUCGAGGUAUAAUAUAAACAGUAUGUACUUAUUUUCUCAAUGCCUCAUUUUAGUUUGUACAGAAUAAUACGUAUCGCGUUCAUAGAUAUAACAAAGUUAACAAAAAUAACAACGCUUAACUGUAUCAACUCUUUAACAAAAAAAAAAAUCGACAAAGGGAUGUACAAAAGCCUUGCAGGCUUGGUAAAUGUAAUCCGAUGGAACAUGUCAGAGUCUUGCCUGCUUCCUUCAGAAGAAUUAAUUUAGUUUAAAAAAAAAUGUAAUGUAAACAAUGUAGUUCAAUCGCGCAGUCUCGUUUGCUCAGUAAAGAGUAGAAAAGCGCAUUUGCGUGAUCACGAGUAAGGAACAAGUUCAACGAAUCAUCAUUUUGCAUUUGUACAGAAUUUUUCUUUGAGCUCCCAGCACGAUUCCCAGAAUCUCUUUAGGCGAUUGUCACCGUUCGAACAGAAGUGCCUGAAGUCUUGAAUGAUCUUCUUUUGAAAAAGUUCGUCGCCGGUGCUCGUAGUGGGAUACUUCCACUUUCGGCUCAGCAUGUGAUUCCACGACCACAGGAAUCCCAUCUGAAAUAUGACAUUUUUAUAUUUAAACGUAAACAUUAUUUUCGCUAGUGAAUGUUUCAGCGAUGUCAAUUAUUUUAUAUAGUGUACCGAAAUAAAAGAUUAAUCAAAGAAAAA